CGUCGAAACACCAUUCGCCAGGACCUCCGAUCGCGUCCCAUCCGCCGCCUUUUCGUAGACGAGCUCUACAAUCAAUUGGUUCCUCCUCUAACUUCUUCAGGUUUUGAUGGUGACUUUUGUAUCGAUCCUCCCAUGGAGCGACGUAUCGAGUAUGAGCGCCGAGCUCUAUUGACACUAGAACAGUUUGACUUGAUUGUUGAUUUGCUAGAUGAGGCCUUACGUCAUGAGAUGCAGUCCGAAGAGUGCGGUAUUGCGCCUACAGUCCUUGAGCUUGGCACUCGUUUCUGCACCCAACUGAAUAAUCUUCGUUAUUAUGCAAAUAUGACGCAUCAGCUUCAACGCCACGCAAUUUGGGAGCAGAUGACCUUUUGGGAAAACCAGUUCAAUGAACAAGUUAAUAGUCAAAUUCGCCAAAUGUACCUCCACUUUUCUGAACAGAAAUAUGAUUCUAAUCUGAUUAACCCAUCCUCGGUUGUAGAAUAUGCAGGUAGGUCUUCUCAUUUUCACCAUUGUUGUUUUUUCCAUGCCAUUUAUAUAUAUUUUAUCAUUUAA
Molecule: messenger RNA, 552 nt
Organism: Protopolystoma xenopodis
Lineage: Eukaryota; Metazoa; Platyhelminthes; Monogenea; Polystomatidea; Polystomatidae
Source: the annotation of a GenBank genome assembly